This is a messenger RNA of Pseudocercospora fijiensis CIRAD86, 1302 nucleotides long. RefSeq lists its product as uncharacterized. The transcript has a single exon. The record is from RefSeq and is a predicted model, not a curated record. Gene Ontology annotation, molecular function: protein binding. Lineage: Eukaryota; Fungi; Ascomycota; Dothideomycetes; Mycosphaerellales; Mycosphaerellaceae. The coding region runs from base 20 to 1180 and encodes 386 amino acids.
CUUAAGCCUCCUGUCGCUAAUGCCCAAGCUGCGGAGUGUUGUGCUGGAUGGCAAUCGCUUUACUGUUGGUGAAACCAAAAAUGUCGUACUGGACCGAAUAACGACUCUUAGCCUUUCGCAUACGCUGCUCUCCUGGUCCGAAAUUGCUUCGGUAACAGAAGCCUUUCCGAACACUACGAGGCUGGCUGCUGCUAGCAACGAGCUCGCAACUAUCGGCCCAGAUGCACUACCGACGAGGCUCGAGGAGCUCGACUUGUCCGAGAAUGCUUUUCUGGCUCUCUCAGACCUUGCACACCUUGCCGGUCUUCCGCGUCUACGGAUCUUGACCCUAAAGCACAAUCCAAUUGGUUUGAUGAAGCAUGACUCCAGCGUUCGAUCUCUUUCCUUGAUCAGCAAUAGCAUAGAAGACAUCGACCUAGCUCAUAACGCAAUUGCGACAUGGUCUUUAUUCGACGCCUUAUCACUUUCAUUGCCGGCUGUGAGGCACCUACGUGUUACAGGAAACCCGCUCUACAAGGAUCUUCGUUCUGCAGAGGGCAAGCCUUUGACUGCCGAAGAUGGGUACAUGCUUACCAUGGCAAGGCUACCACAGCUGGAGACUUUGAACUUCAGCAAGAUCACGGAGAAGGAACGCCUGAAUGCCGAGCAUUACUACCUUCGCGAGAUUGCCGCAGAGGUUUCUCUAGCACCCGAGGACAAGGCCGCUGAGAUUCUCUCAAGGCAUCCAAGAUGGAAAACUCUAUGCGAGGAAUAUGGAGAGCCAACAAUCAGUAGGGCGCCGAAGCCUGACGAAAUUAAUCCGCGAUCUCUAGCGGCAAGCUUGGUGGUUAUCACUUUCGUCCUAGCCAACGAAGGCUUUAUUGACGAGCCGGUCCGUUCAUGGGUGAAAGAGGUCCCGAAGUCCUUUAACGUAUAUACACUUCUCGGCAUGGUCGGAAGAAGGCUUGGUAUCAGCCCGCUGAAGCUGCGUUUGGUCUUGGAGACUGGCGAAAAAGAUCCAAUCGGAAAAAACAAUGGUGACGGCACCCUGGAAUGGUGGGACAGUGACGAAGACGAAGCUGUCGUGAUGGAUGAUGGCGCAAAUCUAGUGGCAAGAGAAGUUGAGCUUGUCGCAGGCACUAGAGCGCUCGGCACGUACAUCGAAGGCCGUGAAGUAAGCAUCCGAGUCGAAGCGCAAUAGACCUUGCGUAUUCACAUGCUUCACUCUCGUUUCCGAUACAUAUGAUCGGGAAAUAACGGCUCCGGGCGUUUUCGGCUACUCAUAAUUAUUGGAUGAGGUUUGCUAGAUUCAUUCACUGACCG